UGAAGAAAAGGUACACUAGUCCUUAUGAGACUCUCCACGAGAUGUAACGCUUUAAAUCAUCAUUCCAAUGCGCCGCCUAAAAAAAUACCAGUUCUUUUGCAAUUUGCGCGCACUUUCCUUUAUUUUAAGCACCCAGGAAGGGACUCUUUUGUAAAGACCCAUCAUUAUCUGUUUGUGCAAAAAAAAAUGAGGAGCAUAGUUUUUAGAGUGUUCUUGCUUCUGUCCUCUGGCUGCGUUUUGCAGACUGUUCAGGGUGAGCCGCGAUCUGGGUCCAGAGGAACAGCACGCGGGCACCCGGCAAGUUCCUCGCGUCUGGCGAUACGAUGGACCGGAAACGGACGCGUGUAUAACCUACAGAGUCACGGUUCUGAAUAUAUCCCGCCGCGCCGAAGAGGAAACGUGGACCUAAACAAACCUGCGCUGGUGAUCCGGGAAUCAAAUGAGACCGCGCCGAGUCGCUUGGGAGCGCACACAGAACCCAGGCUAACAGAUAAUGGAGACGUGAUGAUGGCAGACAACCCGUACGACCCUUACAAGUCCUUUCGCAACGACCUCUAUAACCCGUAUUACAACUAUUACGACUCUUACUACCAGCCGCGCUACAGGCACAGAGCUCGACCUGGCUAUGGGACGAGAUAUUUCCAGAAUGGUCUUCCAGAUCUGAUUCCAGACGCGUAUUAUGUGCAGACGUCCACCUAUAUACAGAGGGUGCCAAUGUACAACCUUAGAUGCGCGGCUGAGGAAAACUGUUUGACAAGCUCAGCUGCGGACGCGCGGGACUACGACACGCGCGUCUUACUCAGGUUUCCCCAACGCGUGAAGAACCAGGGUACUGCUGACUUUCUUCCCAACAAACCACGAUACGCGUGGGAAUGGCACAGCUGCCACCAACACUAUCACAGCAUGGAUGAGUUUUGCCAUUAUGAUCUCCUGGAUGCUUCUACCCAGAGCAAAGUAGCUGAAGGCCACAAAGCCAGUUUCUGUCUAGAAGAUACCUCAUGUGACCCUGGCUACCAUAGGCGUUAUGCAUGCACAUCCCAUACUCAGGGUCUAAGCCCAGGAUGUUAUGACACAUACAAUGCAGACAUUGACUGCCAGUGGAUUGACAUUACUGAUGUUAAACCUGGAAAAUACAUUCUCAAGAUAACUGUGAAUCCAAGCUACCAGGUUCCAGAGUCAGACUUUACUAAUAACAUAAUGCGCUGUGACAUUCAGUAUACAGGCAAUUAUGUCCAUACAUCUGGGUGCAGUACAUCUCAAUACUGACUGCAGAAUGUUGUCGUCAAAACCCCAAAAGCCAGUCAUUAAAGAAGAAAACAAAUCAACUACCACAAGAACAUGCACAGCUGCCUGAUACAGAAGUCAAGGUGUCAAAUGUUGAAUAUGAAGAUUUUUAUGAUGAUACCAUUUUUAGUCUGGCAACCCUGUUAUUUUUAAAUCAUCAAAAUGUAUGUAAAGGUAAUUACAGUAAGUUAAACGUAGGGUCAUCUAGGGGUUCCAAUCUUAUAGGUUCUAAGGAAAACCAUACUAUAUUGUAUUUCCUCUUAAAGUACAACUCAUUUAAGUAUAGCCAAGAUUAGCCAAAUAACUCUUGAGAAACACUUUUUUUAAGAGUGUAGAUUUAUAUCCAUUUAGCUAAUGUUUUAACACAACAUAUCAUGCAUAAUAUAAAUAAUAUAAAUAAAAUAACAAAAAAGUGAAUCAGACAUAAGAAAAUUAAACUAUAUUCUGGAGUCUUAGUUUAUAUAAUAUCUCAUUGUAGAUAAGAUGGAAAGAUGAUGAAACGUCUUAUUGCUAUUAGUAAUAUUAUGUUAUUUAUCACAGAAAAUAUAAUUUUUACCUUUUUUUGUAAUAUAAAUUUUUUAAAACUCAUUUUGGUUAGAUAUCCACUAGUAAUAUUCUGGAAUACUAAAUGAACCAUACGAAUACCUAAGUUGUAAAUCAUCUAUUUUCUGAUUUUCUUUUUAUAAAUAUUUUACAACUACAUUACUUAAUCAAGUAUAUCACCAAUAUUCUCCUUUCAGUGUUUAGGGCUAGUAUACCAGUUAUUUCUAUUAUGAGAAACUAUUUAUUGUAUGUAUGCAGAGAAACUAAAUGGAUUACGACUUAAAAAAUUACGACUUAAAAUCUAAUAUUAAAUUUGAAUUUUGUCAUGUUACUUUAGGUUACAGCAGAUAACUUGGAAUCAGUGUGUGUUGUUUUGGUCCUGUGUUAAAUUGUAUUUAAAAAUAUGCAAUCACUAUAGGUUUUGCAGGCAGUUGUCACCUUUAAUUCAAGAUCGAAUAUUUAUAUUGUGUAAGUGAUUCACAAGUAUUUUUAUACAUAAUUCUCACAUUUCAGAGAACCAAAGGUAAUUAAAUGAACAUCAUUUUUAUUCUUUAUCAUUUUAAUUUUUAUUCAGCCAAUCACUGCCUCAGAGCUGUGUGAUAAUAUAUGCUUCCAAGACUGACACAUUUUAGUAUUCAAAAAAAGGUUUAGGCUGAUAUUGCUUAUAUGCUUCAGGACUGUUAUUUUAUUUCACUGAAAAAUAUAACCAUAGUAACAUAUAUUCUUCACAUGUUUUUGACAUUAUGGCACCCAAGGCAUAUAGCUAUUUUAACAUAGUGCCUCAUACCUUACUUAAUACAUUCAAAAUGAUGUGCCUUGUAGGAAUCUAUCAUGUAGCAUUCUCUGAGGAAUACACUAUUAACUUCUUUAUCUGCCAGAAAGCAUUCAAUCGUAUCUAUCUUGUAGAAACUUUUCAUUAGCUGAAAGUCUUAGAAGUAUAAAGCAAUAAUAACAUAUUCUGCUGCUUAUCUGUCUUGCACACACUGAGAAUCAUCAGCCUCUGUGGUAUAUAUUAAUAUUAACUUAAUCUUCUUUUUAUCUAUUUGCAUGCAUUCAAUAUCUGCAUUAUAUGGAGUGCUUGAAGUGGAAAAAAAAUAUGACGGUAUAAAUUUGUUGACGCAAGAUUUACGCAGUGUGGAAUAGUAUUUUUCUGUAGAGAGGUGGUGGGGUAUGAAGUUUAGAACGUGACAAAAAGUAUUUCAAUAUGAAUUUUAAGUACAUUAAAUGUAUUGUCAUCUAUUUUCCCCUUUAUUUUGAAUUAGAUAUUGGUAAGAUUCCAGAUUUUAAACAUUUUUUUAAAGAAAAUUGUAUUCUACAGUGAGGGGAAAUUGUCUGAAAGUGCCUUCUGAAAUCUUAGGAUUGGAUGAUUCGCUGUAAUUGCAUGAACUUUAAACAUGGACAAUAUUGAACCAGAUUUGCUGAAAGGGAUGAUGUCUUUGCUAUAGCAUGAAAUGUUUCCAUUAUUGUUAUGUAACAAGUACAUAUAUUUUUAAUAUCAUGUCCAAAAACUACUUUUGCUUUUAUGUAUAUUUUUUAUGCUUAAGAAUACGCACCUUUUAUUCAUUUAAAAGUAUGAAAAGACAACGUAGUUGUCAAAAGACGUGUGUGUAACUUGAUAUA
This is a messenger RNA of Hemibagrus wyckioides, 3447 nucleotides long. RefSeq names its product protein-lysine 6-oxidase-like. The record is from RefSeq and is a predicted model, not a curated record. The coding region runs from base 25 to 1266 and encodes 413 amino acids. Gene Ontology annotation, biological process: peptidyl-lysine oxidation. Lineage: Eukaryota; Metazoa; Chordata; Actinopteri; Siluriformes; Bagridae. Gene Ontology annotation, molecular function: copper ion binding; protein-lysine 6-oxidase activity. The transcript is spliced from 7 exons.